Messenger RNA from Acanthoscelides obtectus, 203 nucleotides. The record is from the annotation of a GenBank genome assembly. NCBI's taxonomy places the organism in Eukaryota, Metazoa, Arthropoda, Insecta, Coleoptera, Chrysomelidae.
UUUUUUUUAUACUCCAACUACCACGAAGGCCUAAGGCCUAAACACCCAUUAGAUACCGUGGGGCUAUAGGGGCAGCAUGCACACAUUCUGGCCCCGCCAACGAAAUCCGCCGGGUGGUACCUCCGCGUUCGAUAAUCAGAGACCAUCUACCACCUACGGACAAUCACAACAUCCAUAGCCAAGAGAAAAAUUUCUCUUGGGAC